AUGGCGGCCGCCCCCGCCCCGCGCGCCCCGAGCGGAGCGCUGUGCCGGCUGCUGCUGGCCCUCGCGAUCUUAACAUGUGCCUGUGAUGCGUGCAAAACAGUGACACUACAUGUUCCCUCCCAACUGGAUGCUGAGAAAUUUGUGGGGAGAGUGAACCUGGAGGGGUGCUUGCAGUCCGCAAACCGGAUCCACUCCAGUGAUGCUGAUUUCCAGGUCUUAGAAGACGGUUCCGUCUACACAGCCAAAGCUGUUCUCUUCUCCUCCGCGAAGAGACAUUUCACCGUCUCCCUUUCCAACUCGCAGACCCACGAAGACAGGAAAAUACACGUCCUUUUAGAGCGUCAGACAAAGGCACCACAGCAGAGGCAGCCCAGAGAAAAGGUUCUGAGACGAGCCAAGAGGAGGUGGGCUCCCAUUCCUUGCUCAAUGAUGGAGAACUCCCUGGGCCCCUUUCCACUGUUCCUGCAGCAGAUCGAAUCUGAUACAGCACAGAACUACACUAUAUACUAUUCCAUCAGCGGGCCUGGCGUCGACAAAGCACCUCUGAAUUUAUUCUACGUCGAGAGGAAUACCGGGAACCUGUUCUGUACCGGUCCUGUGGAUCGGGAGCAGUACGACUCUUUUGAGAUAGUGGCCUUCGCAGCAACUCCAGAUGGCUACCAUCCAGAAUUCCCGCUUCCCCUGGUAAUCAGAAUUGAGGAUGAAAAUGAUAAUUACCCCAUUUUUACAAAUUCAACGUACAUAUUUACAAUUGCUGAACAUUCCAGAGUUGGCUCCACCGUGGGACAGGUGUGUGCGAUUGACAACGAUGAGCCUGGCACGCUGCACACGCAGCUCAAGUACUCCAUCCUGCAGCAGCUGCCGGCGGCCCCCACGCUGUUUUUCAUGAACCCGACCACAGGUGUGAUUACCACCACGACGUCUCAGCUCGACAGAGAGUUACUCGACAAGUACCAGUUGAAAAUAAAAGUGCAAGACAUGAACGGCCAACAUUUUGGCUUGCAGACGACUGCCACCUGCAUCAUUUACAUUGAAGAUGUCAACGACCACCUGCCGACCUUCACACGCUCUUCUUAUGUGGCAUCAGUGGAAGAGAAUACAGUGGAUGUGGAAAUCUUGCGUGUGAGCGUUGAGGAUAAGGAUUUAAUUAAUACUGCUAAUUGGAGAGCUGUGUAUACCAUUUUAAUGGGCAAUGAAAAUGGACAUUUUAAAAUUGUAACAGAUCCCAAAACCAACGAAGGGGUGCUGUGUGUGGUUAAGCCGCUGAAUUAUGAGGAGAGACAGCAGCUGACCCUGCAAAUCGGCGUGGUUAACGAAGCCCCGUAUUACCAAGAGACGACUUCAAGGUCAGCCAUGAGCACAGCCACCGUCACGGUGAACGUGAAAAACCAGGACGAGGGCCCCGAGUGCGUCCCUCCCGUGCAGACGGUUCGGAUUAAAGAAAACGCGCCGGUGAACACGAGGAGCGGCGGGUACAAAGCGUACAACCCAGACACGGAGGGCAGCAGCGACAUAAGGUACAAGAAAAUAAAUGACCCAAAAGGCUGGAUCACUGUUGAUGAAAACACGGGAUCAAUUACAACUUUUAGAAACUUGGAUAGAGAGGCCGAGUCCAUCAGAAACGGGGUCUACAACGUUACCAUCCUUGCGACAGACAAAGUUGGAAGGACGUGCACUGGGACACUGGGGAUCAUCCUGGAAGACGUGAAUGACAACGGCCCAGUCAUACUGAAGAAGACGGCGGUGAUCUGCAAGCCCACCAUGUCCUCCACGGAGAUCGUGGCCUUCGAUCCCGAUGACCCUGUGAACGGCCCGCCCUUCACCUUCGGCUUGGAGGAGGAUUCUGACUCAGACGCCCAGAGGAUGUGGGGACUGACAAAAAUUAACGAUACGGCAGCACGUCUUUUCAAUCAAAACGACGCUCCGUUUGGCCCGUAUACGGUCCGGGUCAGAGUUACCGAUAGACACGGCCUGUCCCAGGUCACGCCCUUAACUGUCAUCAUGUGUGACUGCAUCACCGAAAACGACUGCUCGCUCCGCGGGGUCCCCAGGACCGGCACCGGGGAGCUCCGACUUGGAAAGUGGGCCAUCCUCGCCAUCCUGCUGGGCAUAGCCUUGCUGUUCUGCAUCCUCUUCACCCUGGUCUGUGGGACCACGGGGGCGGCCAAAAGGCCCACGGUCCUCCCUGAUGAUGUGACCCAGCAGAACCUCAUUGUGUCCAACACCGAGGCGCCUGGCGAUGACAAGGUGUAUUCCGCCAACGGCUUCACCCACACCGUGGGCAGUGCGGGGCCGGGGGCCUGUGGCCCCGUGGGAUCCGGGCUGAUCCACGGAGGGCAGGAGGCCAUCGAAAUGGUGAAGGGACACCAGACCUUGGACCUGUGCCGGGGACCCGGGCAGCAUCACACGCUGGAGGCCUGCGGGGCGGGCCGCGUGGAGGUGGACACCUGCAGAGGCACCCACUCCGAGUGGCGCAGCUUCACCCAGCACCGCCUCGGCGAGAAAGUGCAGCUGUGCAACCAGGAUGACGGUCACGGACACGCCCAGGACUACGUCCUCGCCUACCGCUACGAGGGCCAGGGCUCGGCGGCCGGCUCCGUGGGCUGCUGCAGCGACCGGCAGGAGGAGGACGGCCUGGACUUCCUGGAUCAUUUGGAACCCAAGUUCAGGACGCUCGCAGAAGCAUGCGUGAAGAGAUGAGUGCAUCCGAUAAGGCUACCGAAGCCAGUGGCUUUAUCACCUU
This is a messenger RNA of Eptesicus fuscus (big brown bat), 2743 nucleotides long. It is a transcript of the gene DSC2, whose product is annotated as desmocollin 2. NCBI's taxonomy places the organism in Eukaryota, Metazoa, Chordata, Mammalia, Chiroptera, Vespertilionidae. Gene Ontology annotation, biological process: homophilic cell-cell adhesion. Bases 1 to 2700 code for a protein of 899 amino acids. Gene Ontology annotation, molecular function: calcium ion binding. Gene Ontology annotation, cellular component: plasma membrane; desmosome. The record is from RefSeq and is a predicted model, not a curated record. The transcript has 16 exons.